Molecule: messenger RNA, 4090 nt
Organism: Panthera uncia (snow leopard)
Lineage: Eukaryota; Metazoa; Chordata; Mammalia; Carnivora; Felidae
Gene: SOBP
Product: sine oculis binding protein homolog
Exons: 7
Coding region: 198-2810 (870 amino acids)
Biological process (GO): animal organ development
Cellular component (GO): nucleus
Source: RefSeq, a predicted model, not a curated record
UAGAAGAGACCCCGCUUCUCCGGCGCCCGCCUGCCCUCCCCCCUCCCAGCCCCAGCCCCAGCCCCGCCAGCACCGCUACCUCCGCCAGCAUUGCCACCAUCAGCACCACCUCCACCACCACCACCGACACCACCACCACCACCACCGCCGGCGGCGGCAGCAGCCAUUUCAUCUCCACAGAAACCAGACACAAAAACAUGGCAGAAAUGGAGAAAGAAGGGAGACCUCCGGAAAAUAAAAGGAGCAGGAAACCGGCUCACCCAGUGAAAAGGGAGAUCAAUGAGGAAAUGAAGAACUUUGCAGAAAACACUAUGAAUGAACUCCUUGGCUGGUAUGGCUAUGAUAAGGUUGAAUUGAAAGAUGGUGAAGAUAUUGAAUUCAGGAGCUACCCUACAGAUGGAGAGAGCCGGCAGCACAUUUCUGUUCUCAAAGAAAAUUCUUUGCCAAAACCAAAAUUACCUGAGGACAGUGUUAUUUCACCAUACAAUAUAAGCACAGGUUAUUCAGGGCUUGCCACAGGAAAUGGACUCAGUGACUCACCUGCAGGGUCCAAGGAUCAUGGCAAUGUGCCCAUUAUUGUACCUUUAAUCCCUCCACCCUUCAUAAAGCCACCAGCAGAAGAUGAUGUGUCAAAUGUACAAAUAAUGUGUGCCUGGUGCCAGAAAGUGGGAAUCAAGCGCUAUUCCCUGAGUAUGGGAAGUGAGGUGAAAAGCUUCUGCAGCGAGAAGUGCUUUGCGGCCUGCCGACGAGCCUACUUCAAGAGAAAUAAGGCUAGAGAUGAAGAUGGACAAGCUGAAAAUUUCCCCCAGCAGCACUAUGCUAAGGAAACUCCAAGGCUUGCCUUCAAGAAUAACUGCGAACUACUUGUAUGUGACUGGUGUAAGCACAUAAGACACACAAAAGAAUACCUGGAUUUUGGGGACGGGGAAAGAAGGCUUCAGUUCUGCAGUGCAAAAUGUCUCAAUCAAUACAAAAUGGACAUUUUCUACAAAGAGACACAGGCCAAUCUUCCAGCUGGGCUGUGCAGCACAUUACACCCUCCCAUGGAAAAUAAAGCAGAAGGCACGGGGGUGCAGCUGCUCACUCCAGACUCUUGGAAUAUCCCUCUAACAGAUGCUCGGAGGAAGGCCCCCUCCCCGGUGGCUGCAGCUGGCCAAAGCCAGGGCCCUGGCCCAUCGUCGUCCACCACCGUUUCUCCAUCUGACACUGCCAACUGCUCUGUCACUAAAAUCCCCACGCCAGUGCCCAAGUCCAUGCCCAUCAGCGAGACUCCAAACAUCCCUCCGGUCUCCGUCCAGCCACCUGCUAGCAUCGGGCCUCCCCUCGGUGUCCCGCCUCGCAGCCCUCCCAUGGUGAUGACCAACCGCGGCCCGGUGCCGCUGCCCAUCUUCAUGGAACAGCAGAUCAUGCAGCAGAUCCGCCCGCCCUUUAUUCGCGGGCCGCCGCAUCACGCCUCCAACCCCAACAGCCCUCUGUCCAACCCCAUGCUCCCCGGCAUCGGGCCCCCGCCCGGCGGCCCCAGAAACCUGGGCCCCACGUCCAGUCCCAUGCACCGGCCCAUGCUGUCGCCCCACAUCCAUCCCCCAAGCACCCCGACCAUGCCUGGGAACCCUCCAGGCCUGCUGCCCCCGCCGCCCCCGGGCGCGCCCUUGCCCAGUCUCCCAUUUCCGCCGGUGAGCAUGAUGCCAAAUGGCCCGAUGCCCGUGCCCCAGAUGAUGAAUUUCGGGCUGCCGUCGCUCGCCCCGCUGGUGCCGCCCCCCACCUUGCUCGUGCCAUACCCCGUGAUCGUGCCCCUGCCCGUGCCCAUCCCCAUCCCGAUUCCCAUCCCUCACGUCAAUGAUUCCAAGCCCCCCAACGGAUUCUCCAGCAACGGGGAGAACUUCAUUCCGAGCGCCCCUGGCGACUCCUCAACGGCGGGCGGCAAGCCAGGCGGACACUCCCUGUCCCCCAGGGACUCCAAGCAGGGCUCGUCCAAGUCUGCGGACUCGCCUCCCGGCUGCUCCGGCCAAGCCCUGAGCCUGGCGCCCGCGCCCGCGGAGCACGGCCGGAGCGAGGUGGUGGACCUGACGCGGCGCGCCAGCAGCCCCCCGGGCGCGGGCGGCCAGCUCGGCUUCCCCGGCGUGCUGCAGGGCCCGCAGGACGGCGUCAUCGACCUGACCGUGGGCCACCGGGCCCGGCUGCACAACGUGAUCCACCGCGCGCUGCACGCGCACGUCAAGGCGGAGCGCGAGCCGGGCGCCGCGGAGCGCAGGACCUGCGGCGGCUGCAGGGACGGCCACUGCAGCCCGCCCGCCGCCGGCGACCCGGGCCCGGGCGCCCCCGCGGGCCCCGAGGCCGCCGCGGCCUGCAACGUCAUCGUAAACGGCACGCGCAGCGCCGCCGAGGGCGCCAAGAGCGCGGAGCCGCCCCCGGAGCAGCCGCCGCCGCCGCCGCCGCCGCCCGCGCCCCCCAAGAAGCUGCUGUCGCCCGAGGAGCCGGCGGUGAGCGAGCUGGAGUCGGUCAAGGAGAACAACUGUGCUUCCAACUGUCACCUGGACGGGGAGGCGGCCAAAAAGCUGAUGGGGGAGGAGGCCCUGGCGGGGGGCGACAAGUCAGACCCGAACCUUAAUAACCCCGCGGACGAGGACCACGCGUAUGCUCUGCGGAUGCUGCCCAAGACGGGCUGCGUGAUCCAGCCUGUGCCAAAACCCGCGGAGAAGACUGCCAUGGCGCCGUGCAUCAUCUCCUCGCCCAUGCUCAGCGCCGGGCCGGAGGACCUGGAGCCUCCGCUCAAAAGGAGGUGCCUCCGAAUUAGAAAUCAGAAUAAGUAAAAGGAACGCUCGCUCACAGGGUACCUUGCGCGGAGAGAGGGCGCAGAGCAAACCAUGUCCCGCCAUCCAAUGACACCAGCUGGUCAGCUCACCACCCCCUCUGGCUAAAACUCAAACAAAUAAAGCCGCUUCCUGUCAUUAAGCAUCUCAGAGGAAGCAGCCCUCCCUCGGUGGCCUCCAGCCCAGAGAAGCCAGCACGUCUUGGACCUACCAAGCGGCCCAGCCUUCUUGCGGCCACCGUCUCUGCUUCUCCCCAGAGGAACUUAGGGAUUUCGCCCCUGGUUUUAAAACAAAACAAAACAAAACACCAACAAGCCACAAGGACCAAUGUAGGUAUUCUCCCCGCUCCAUCUUCAAGGCUCAGAGGGUGAGGCUGGAAGAUGAUACGAAUUUGAAAACAAAAAUCUUUUUUUAGUCAUUUUAAAAACUGCUGUGGUUUUGCUGCUACACGAAGAAUUGUGAUUUGCAUUGUACGGUUUUGGACCUAUACUGUUCACGUUUUGAAGGCAGAGAGGAAUCAUACUGGAGUCCCAACACUUCGGAUUCAUCUCUGUCCUGCCCAGGAUGCACUUUUAAAUGAAGAGUUAGAAUAUUUUAUUGGCUAAUAUACUUUUCUUGUUAUUUUUACAAAGGCCACCUUUAUCCUUUUUAAUGCCAUAUUUUCAGUGUUACACUUUUAUGGCUUUUAAUUUUCGAUUUGACAGAUGUAAGAAGCAGCAUGAAUAGUUUAUACUGUGGUUUUUCAGAGACUGAAUGCCAAGAGAACUCGGUAAAUGUUUAUUCUUCUCAGCUUUCUCUUUAAAUUCUCCUAAAUAGCGCCCCAUUUGGGAACAGAGCAAGAGUGUUGAACUGAAGACCAAAAUGCCCUCAAGGUGUAAAAUAAUCCGAGGGGGAAUAUUUGCUGGGCGUCACGAAAGACUUGGAUGAAAUUUCAACCCUGAUGGUUUUCGGUGAUCCAGGAAGUCAGUGAAGCAAUCUCUCUAUACGCAGAGUCCUUUCAUGAUAAUUAGAAUGGUAUGGACAAACCAGUGAAAACAAGAGGGAAAGUGAGAAAGAUCACCCAUGAUUCUGUUUCACUGUUUGCUUUCUCCUGUCAUGGUUAAGAGAAAUGUGCAAUUCGAUCCUCAAUCAGUGGGUGGAGGAUAACAGGGUAGAUUUUCUUGUGUGCACUUGUACAGUUGUAGCUGCGAGUCCAGAAGUCCUCUAGAGCAUGUGUACUGGCACUGAGUUGGUGAGACAGUCGUGGAGUGUCCCAUUCUGAUGAGUACAGAAAAAAAAAA